ACCCUGGGUUGAGAUAAGGCGGGGUAUAUAAAGCGCGCCGGGUCUGUCAGCUGGCAAUUUUACUUUUCAUCGUCUUGUUGAUUGGAGCCGCAAGAUGAGAUUUUGCAUCCUUCUCCUUACGGUAGCCAGCGCCUUGGCCUGGCCCGUAGCCUUUAGGGGCGACGAGCAGCAAUGCCCUCCUAUGAGCGACAGGCUGUUCGAGUCCGGCUCCAGCUACCUACUCAAAUACGACACCUCAGUAUCCACCCUGAUUCAGGGCACCAGCCAUGAGGUCACCGGCAUGAACAUCGACUGCGACGUCUUAAUAGAGGCCCACUCGGACUGCAUGCUGGUCCUGAAGACUGAGAAAUGCAAUCUCAAGAACGUUGAGGGAGACCGCCUACCCAACAACAGGCAGUUCUCCCAGUCAAUGACCGAGCACGAGGUUGUGUUGAGAAUGGACAAUGGCAAGCUGGUCGAGAUGUACGCCCACCAGGACGAACCCGUCCACAUCUUGAACAUCAAGAGGGGUAUCGUCAGCAUGCUGCAGCAUGAUCUCAGUGAGGAGACGACCGUCUCUGAGACGACCGUCAACGGAAACUGCACCUCCAAGCGCGUGGUUAUCGACCGCUCCAAGCUUGGCCGCGCCCAGGAAGUCUCCAUCUCCACUGACCUCAACAACUGCAGCCGUCCCCAACAGAAGGCUGUUACGCUCUCCCCAACUUCAUUCCUCACCAGCGUGCAAAUUGCCAACAACUUCAUCAACUCAACCAGGGUGUGCAGCUACGAGCUGCGUGACGACAACGUCAAGAAGGUUAACUGCAGGGAAAGCCACGUCUUCAAUCCAUUCAGCUAUGACGGACAGCGUGGUGUCAUGUCUUUCGUCCAGCAGGAACUCAAGUUCAAGGAGACAACCAAGAUGAACUCCAUCCUGAAGCUCAAGGACACAAUGAUCAAGAAGGACCUCAUGUACGAAUUCGAGGAACAGCAGCAGUCUGCCGCUGAGAGUGCCGUGCAUGCCGCUGCCGUCUUGGAUGAGCUUGUCCGUGGUUCCCUUGAUGAAGUCCAGUUUGACUCGGCCCGCCUCUUCGGUGAAUUUGUGGUCAACCUCCGCACCCUGAACUACCCAACUCUGAAGCAGUUCUUUGACAAUGUCAGAAGCCAAGAUGUGGAGAUUGCCAAGACCUACAUGUACGACGCUCUUCUGCAGUGCGGCAGCAUCCCCUGCUUCAAGGUGAUGAAUGACCUGAUCAUUGACGAGACCGUACCAUCUCCCAUCUCCGACGCCAUCAUGUACGUCAUGGCCUUCCGCCAGUACCCUCCUCUGACCCUGAUCGAGGAGAGCCUGCGCAUUGCUCAGACCCAUAAGAGACAGUCCGUCCUGCUGCCCCUCAGUAUCAUGGUCCACAACUACUACAUCCAGCAAGAGGCUGAGCUGCAAGAUGCUCGCAGGCUCCCCGAUCCCUUGAAGGAGUCCAUCCGUCUGGUGCGUGACAUGCUCGGCAGAGACUGUUCCAUCCCGGAUGAGAUCCAAGGAGAGGAGAGGAUUGAGCAGAAUCGCCGCAUUCUCCUGGCCCUGAAGAGCAUUGGCAACAUGGGUGAGGCCGUCCAGAAGUUCGACAGCGAUGAGUUUUACACCUCGGAGCAGAUUGUACCUCGCUUGAAGGAUUGCAUUGCCCGCAAAGACCUGCACCACAACACCACCAUGGCUGCUAUCCAGGCAUUCCGUCGCUUCAACAUCCCAAGCACUGAUGAGAAGAGAGUCCGCAAUGCUCUGAAGGAAGUGUUGGGUGACUCCUCCAGGUCUGUCCACUCUCGUAUCGCUGCCUACCUGAUGAUCAUGCGUAGCCAUCCCUCCGUGACCGACCUGGAAGCCAUCGUUGAGAUCAUGCUGAACGAGCCUCUCAUGCAGGUCAAGGCUUUCGUCUUCUCCCACAUUGAGAAUGUCUUGGAGUCUGAGGAGCCCCUGGUUCAAGACCUUAAGAGGAAGUUCAUCGCUGCCAUGGGCAACCGCCAACUCCCAGAGUACCCCAAGGAUCCGCUGCGCUACUCCCGCAACAUCGAGAAGUCCAAGGCCAUCACUGUGCCGUACCUGAACAAGACCAUGGCCACGCAGCUUGAGUCCAACAUCAUCUUCAACCCGGAGCACUACCUGCCUCAUCACGUCAUGCUUAACACCACCAUCAACGUCCUCGGACAGAGCUGGAACCUCUUUGAGGCUGGUGCUGAAAUGCAAGGCUUUGAGCCAGCCCUGGAAGCCUUCUUCGGCCCCAUGGGCUACUACCCUGAUGACAUCCUGGGCAGCCUCUUCAAGAACAUGGACACCACGAUCCUGUCCAAGAUUUGGGAGGCCUACACCUUCCUGGUUGAGGAGGCUAAGAUCACAAUCGAGGAGCUCCGCAGCACCCCGUGGGCUGAUAUGAACGAACUCCUCCUGGCCAAGCUGAGAGAAGCCAAGCAAACCAUCCUGGACAAGUUCAGCCUGACCAGACCCACUGGGAUGCCCGCGACUGAGAGUCCAAUGACCGAGCAUAUGAAUGAGAUCCUCCGACAGGCCCUGCCCGCUGAGUUUGAGGACAAGCUGAACAGGAUCCACAACAUGAUCCCCCAGGAGCCCCAGAUGCCCCAUGCCUCCGUCUACAUCAAGAUGCUGGGUAACGAACUGGGCUAUGUCAGCCUGGAGGACAUCAAGUCCAUCAUCCCCAAGCUGAACUUCAGCGUUGAGAACAUCAAGACUGUGGCCAAGAAGUAUGCCCAGGAACUGAUGGACAAUGUUGCUGACGGAAUCGAGAAGAAUAUCACUAAGAGCUUCAUCUUCUUGGAGCGCGACUUCAUCAUCCCCACCAGCGCUGGUCUGCCUCUCAACUGCUCAGUCAACGGAACCGCCGUGCUCAGCCUGCGCAUGCGCGCUGCUCUGGGUUUCGAGCCCAUGACCAUGAAGGCCUAUGCUUCUGGCAGGAUCAGCCCAAGUGCCUCUGUGGAGGUGAUCGGUACCAUGGGAGUCAACGUGCCCAUCCUGGGUGAGGCUGCCGUCCUGGCCAACGCCACGGCCUACCACGCCUCACACAUCGAGGGUAACGUCACGCUGAAUGGUGCCCACCUCAAGCUGAACCUCAACAACACUGACAGACCCAUGAACCUCUUCAACUUCUCCACCAACUACUUCCUGAUCAAGCCUGAUAGUGGCAUCCAGUGGAUCCCUGGCGUACAACAGGACCGCGUGGAAGUCAAGAAAUGUGUUGGAGUCACCAAGCAGGUUCUGGGUGUUGACCUUUGUGUCGCUUGGGCCUACCCCAAUGCCAGCUAUGUCGACAUGGCUCCUCGCUUCCCCAUCACGGGCCCAAGCAGCUUUAACAUCACACUAGACAAUACCGACAAGGCUCUGAAGACAUACACCCUGGAGUUCCAGUACAAGAUGCUGAAGAAGGGAGGCAGCCCGGCUAAGAAGACAUUGAGCAUGAUCGCCAAGAGGAAGCCCAGCCAACACCCGGCUGAGAUUACCGAUGUCAUCCUGGUCAAUUUCACUGCCCCUGGCGAGGAACUGACCAGAGAGAUCUCGUCUCUCAUCACCUUCAAUCGUGCCAAGUACGAGGCCAAGUGGAACUUCUCCAUCCCUGAGCUCCAGACCUAUGCCUUCGCCGGUCUUCUUAACCUCAAGGACCCGUCGACGUUCACCUCUGGCUUCCACCUGGUCGCCAAUGCCACCUCCGGCCCAGACUACAAGGCCUCCAUCUCCACCACUCUCAAGAACGUGACCACCUUGGAGAAGACCAACUACACCGCAGUCUUCAAUGCCUCGGUAAUGGACCUGUACUUUGCCAACGUUGCACAGUACGUCAGCACUGCUAACAACUGGAGAGCUAGCGCCACCAACUACUACUACUGGGAUGAUGAGACACCUCUGUACCAGCAGAUCCUCUUCCCCAAGUACGGCUACACCAUCAACCACGAGAAGUACCGUCAGAACACCGCGCUGAUCGAGUACAACAAGCAGGACCUGAGUGCCGAGAGCAGGAUCUCCGACUCCAGGAUCUUGCUGAGCGUCUUCGAGCAGAACCUGCAGGCAACCAGCCACAUUGAACGACACCAGGACAACUACAACAACGACAUGGAGCUCAAGUUUAACAACAGCCUUCUGGACAUCUCCAUCCUGAACUCCACCGUCUCCAGUGUGGAUACCAUCCUGGACCAGACCCACACUCAGAAGGACCUCAAGAUCUCCCUGAUCCGUCACAACAAGGCCAUUGUCUACGAUCACCAGAUGAUCUUCAGCCCCAAGGAGCUCAACAACACCAUCACUCUGGGCUACGAGACCACCGAAAAAGUCCUGAAGCCUGGCUUUGAGCUCUACAAGGACUGGUCUUUCAUGAAGCUGUACGGUGACAGGGCCUUCGCUACCACGACAAUCUCCUAUAAUGUCUCCACUGAGCUGUGCCUCCGCAAUGAGACCGUAGAUGCCAGUGAGCCCACGCCCGCCAUCUACAUGGCCUACCUGAAUGUCAGUCUGCCCCGCCCGUACAGCGAGGAGCGUCUGACUUUCAGCGUGAGCGGCCGCGUUGCCAACGAGACUCCCCUGGCCAAUAACUACUUCAGCUACUGGACCCAGUUCAACACCACCGUCCCAUCCCUCAAGUUCAAGACCACUACCCAGGGUGCUAUCCUGAGCUCUGAGAAGGACUUCAUCAUCCACCUGAAUGACACCACCAUGACGCUGGAUGAGCAGCCCCUGUUGGUCCUUGACUCUGACCUGGUCAGCAACACCGACAAUGGCAACUACUAUUCCUUCCGCAUCCUGACCCCAGUCUACAACUACACCUUCAACGUCACCUUGCACCAGGAUGAGGUCAAGGGAUGGGUUGUCGGCUACAACACAACCCACAACAACACCUACACCGAUCUGCUCAACAUGACCCAGACUGCCAACAUGACUUUCAGCCGUGAUGCUUUGUCCCUGAAUGCCAUGUUGUACCACCCAUGGCUCCAGGCCACUACAACCAAUGUCCUGACACCCAGUGGCCCCAUCAGGGAUUUCAGACUUGUUCACAUCAAGGAGUUUGCCGUGGAUGCCUACGACAAGACCAAGGAGCUCAACUGGGAGGGUCUGAAGCAGAUGACCACUAACGUUGUGAACAGUGUUCGCAGCUCCCGCUUGGAGCUGAUCAACACCGUCCACGCCAAGACACCAAGCCUUGUCAACCUCACCUUGGACAACUCCUUUGCUGUUGAUGGCAACCUCAUUUACAACGUCUUUGAGUUUGAGGUGAACCGCUCUAAAUGUGGAUCUGGCUUGAGGGUCAACACAUCUGUCUUGCUGAAUGAGGAGGGAUGGAGGAGCGGUCUGAGCUACCGUGUCAAGGGGCGUCGCAUGCCAGAGGUGACUGGUAACCACACUAUCAGCAUCCUCAGGGUCGACCCAAGCAACUUGGGGGUAGAUGUCCAGAAUGAUUUCUUGUUUGGCUCUCGUCUUGCCAAUCUCACCGUCAAUGGUGACUUCAAGAUCACAAGGAUGAACCGACCCUGGCGAUUCGAGGGAAUCACCGGAGGACUGAAGCACAACCUCACCUCCCCACUGAUGAAUUCCUCCAUGGAUUCUGGGGUUCACUUUGACAACUUUGUCAAUCUUAACAACUUCAAUGCCAUCGAUUCUUUCUUCAUGCACAACGCCACCUCUAAGUGGGCCAACUCAACCCUGGUCACUGGCAUGAAGUUUGACGGCUUCCGUUCUCUUUUCAAUUUCGAUGAUAUCACCACCAGGCUGAACCACAGCUUCAACUCUACUUUGACCAACUGGACCACCGGAGCCAACUUCAACCUGAAAAACGUCCGUUCCCUAUUUGAGUUUGAGCGUCUUGAUGCUGGGGCUAUGUACAACAUGACCUCUCGCUGGUCGAAUAUCUCAACUGGGGCUGUCUACGUCAUGGAAGGAUUCCGCUCUCUCUUCAACUUCAAUCUCAUAGACGGUAGAGUUACCCACAACAUCACCUCUCCGUGGUCUGUGAUGACUACUGGUGGUCUCCUUCAGCUCAGCAACUUCCGCUCCUUGUUUGAUUUUGAUAGCAUCCAUGCAUCUGGGGAGAACAAGAUGAGCUCUUGCUUGACCAACUGGACCAACGAUGCCAUCAUUGACUUCACCAACUUCCGCUCCCUCUUUAACUUUGACCGCAUUUACCUGCAAGCCGGUAACCGCAUGAACACCACCAUGGCCAACUCUACCAACACCGGUCGCUUUGAGAUCAGCAAUGUUCGCUCUCUCUUCAACUUUGAUGAGGUGAGAUCCUCUGCUGUGCACAAUACAAACACCACAUGGGGCAACUGGUCUGCUGGAGUUGGUAUGGAUCUCGUAAGCUUCCAGUCUCUCUUCGAGUUUCAGGAUGCCGUAUUUGGAGCCAAGCAUGACCUGAAAUCACUUUGGUACAACACCACUACUGAGUCAGAGCUGUCUCUCCAUCAAAUGAGGUCUCCAUUCAACUUCCAGAAGGUGAUGGGAGUCGUCGAGCACAGCACUAACACUUCCCUUGGCAACUGGACAACAUACUCUGGCAUCUCGCUGAAUGAGUUCCAGUCUAUUUUCAACUUCAGGAGCAUCGAUGCUGCUCUUGGCCACAGGAUUGACUCCCGAUGGGUCAAUUGGACCACUGACUACAGCAUGAUCCUUGACGAUGUCAGGUCCCUCACUCAAUUCACCAAUGCCAACAGCGGAUUCUCCACUGUUCUGCACACAAAGUGGGGCAACAUGACCACAAACACCGGUGUUGAAUUUGCUGAGUUCCGCUCCUUGAUGGAUUUUGACAAGAUCACAGCUUUCUACCACACUUUUGUCAACACCAGCAUCCUCAAUGCAACCCAUGUCUUUGAUAAUGAGAUCACCAACUCCAGAGGUCUUUUCAACUUCGACAGGGCUUCCAGCAAGAUGGCCACAAAUGUGACCAGCAUCCUGGGCAAUGUUGAGCUGUACAAUGGCAUCGAGCUUGACAACUUCGAGAGUCUGAUGAGGUUUGCAAAGAUCAACCACACACUCACUGCUAAUGUCACUGCUCGUUACAUUAAUGCCACCACCCUCAGCAAUCUGAUUCUGCAGAACUCCUAUGGUCUCUUCAACUUUGAGAAGUUCAAUUACGAUGGAAAGUCUCUGGUCCAGUCUCGUCUCAUGAAUGUCACUGAACACAGGGCACUGAAGCUGAACAACUUCGCAUCUUUGAAGAAGUUUGAGUCUGUUUCUCUGGAUACACUAACCAAUAUCACUACCCCCAUCACUGUAAUGAAUCUGACACAGUUCUAUGGUCUCUACAACAUGCGUGAUGUCCUGAGUUUCGAGAAAGCUAAUGCCACCAUCGUCUAUGAAGGCAAGGGACCGCUUGGGGAGCUGAAAUUGAAGCACGACCAAGUGAUUGACAACAUGUCUGGUCUCUUCCAGAUUGAGUUUACCAACCUGACACAGGAAGCUAACAUGACCUCUCGCUUCUUCAACCUGACUGCUGUCCACUCUCAGGUGACUAACCAGAUGAAUGGCCUGUACAACUUUGAGCGCAUCAAUGGCAGCGUCAACUACAACCUGAGCAGCCCGGUGGGAACCUUGACAGCUUAUGCAAGCUCAGAUCUGAAUGACUUCAGGAAGCUGUUCAACUUCCGCCUGGUCAAUAAUACUGGUCUCCUAAACUUCACCAGCAGGUACAUGAACCUGACCCACAUUGGCAACUUGGAGUUCAACAACUUCCGCAGCAUGUUUGAAUUUGAUCUGAUCAAUGGUAGCACAAGCACUAACUUCUCCUCUCUCAUCGGAAAGGUGGCUACCGCUUCUGCUGCUGAAUUCAAUGACUUCCGAAGCCUGUACAACUUUGCCCUUGUCCGUGCUAACAACACCGUUAACGUCUCCAGUGCUAUGCUCAAUGUUACCACUGAACAUGGUGUGGAGAUGAACAACUUCAGGAAGAUGUUCAACUUUGAUCGUGUCAAUGCAUCUAGCCGUGUCAAUGUCAGCACUCCUCUUGGAGUUGUCGGCAAUGUUGCUGAGCUUGGCUUCCACAACUUCCGCAGCUUGUUCAACUUUGAGCGUAUCAACUUUACAAACAGCGCCAAUGCAAGCAGCAGGUAUGUGAAUGGCACCAGCCAGACUGAUGUUGAAUUCAACAACUUCACUCGCAUCUUGACCUUUGAGCGCAUCAUUGCCACCACCAAUAACAACCUCAGCACUCCUUUCUUCAACACCACCGGCCAGGCUGGUAUUGAGAUGCACAACUUCUCAAGCCUGUUCAACUUCUCCCGUGUGAAUGCCAGUGUCCUUGCUGCACUGAAGAGCAGGUUCAUCAACUCAUCUGGUGAGGCUGCAGUUGAGUUCCACAACUCUUCCAAGCUGUUCACCUUUGAGCGAAUCAACGCAACAGCCAAGGCUAACGUGAGUACCCCUUUCAUCAACACCACAGCUAUGGGUUACAUUGGCUUCCACAACUUUAGCAGCCUUCUGAACUUCUCCCGCAUCAACUCCACUAUUGAAGCUAACGUCACUAGCCAAUUGGCUAACCUAACGACCAGCGGCAGCAUGGAACUUAGGAACAUGAGUGGCUUCAACAAGUAUGAGCUUCUAAAUGGUACCACACGUGCAAACUUCACCAGCCGACUGGUCAACAUGACAUCUGCCACCAACAUGGAGAUCACCAACAUGACCGGAUUUGCUCGCUUCUUGCGCAUGAUCAACAACGCCAGCCUGAACAUCACCAGCAAGCUCGCCAACCUGACCACUGCAGUCAACUCUGAAGUCAACAACAUGACCGGUCUGAUGAUGUACGACCGCAUGCUGAGUAAUGCCAGCCUCAACUUCACCAGCAAGUUGGCCAAUCUGACUGCUGGCACAGGCAUGGAAGUGAACAACAUGACUGGUUUGAUGGUGUACGACAGAAUCUUCACCAAUGGUAGCUUGAACUUCACCAGCUGUCUGGCCAAGCUUAACAGCUCUGCCAGCAUGGAAAUUAACAACAUGACAGGCUUCAGUAGGUUCCACCGCAUCAUCGCAAAUGCCAGUCUGAAUGUGACAAGCAAAUUGGCUAAUCUGACUACUGGCUCCAACAUGCUCAUCCGCAACAUGACUGGAGUUGGCCAAUUCGAGCACAUCAUGGGCAACGUCAGCCUGAACUUCACCAGCAGACUGGCUAACCUGACCACGCUGCACACCCUCGAGAUGAACAACUUCACAUCUCUCAUCACCUUCCAGAAGAUCAAUGCCACCAGCAGUGUCAAUGCAAGCACCCUGAUCGGUGAUGUUAUAGUGAAGGGAGGUGUUGAGGCUCACAACAUCAACACUUUGUUGACCUUCGACCGCAUCAAUGGCAGCUUUUCCACAGUUGCAAACAGCCUUCUUGCCAACUUGAAUGUUAACGCUGACUUUGGCCUGCAUGAAUUCACCAACUUGACCCACUUUGAAAGAGCCAAUGCCACCCUUGUCUGGGAUCUGGUCUCUGACUACUUCACUGCUGGUCAGAAUUCCUCCAUCACCCUGAGCCAGUUCCGUGGUGUGCGUGUCUUUAACAGCAUCAUAGGUAACACCUGGAUCUUCUUUAACUCCCCGAUGUAUGCCACAGGCAUCCGCACUACCCUGGACGUGGACAAUGCUUUCAACUUCUUCCAAGAAGCAGAGAUGUUUUCUGACCUCAUCUUGAUGGGAAACAAGUAUCAGCUCAUUACGAGGCAGUCUUCUGAUAACGAGCACCUGCUGUUUAAUGUGACCAUCCCAUCCCGAGGCUCCCUCUGCCUAGACAACUACCUGAAUGCAGUCGGUGAUGAGUUCAUCAUGACCCUCUUCCACCAGAUGGAGGAUGUUAAGACAGUUGAUCUGACCUGGCUUCUGAAACUGAACAACACUGGUGUGAUCUACAGCAAUGUCAGCUGGAAUCCGGAGACAGUCCAAGCCAUCAAGGAAUUCAAUGAGAAUGUCUACAUGAACCUCCUAAAGAUGGCUCGUAAUAUCAGCAACUCCACCCAGAGCUACUUGGAGAAGGCACUCAACCAGACCUAUGUAGUAUUCAACCAAACCCUUGAGAUUGCAAACAACACCAUCCGCCUCCUCAACUACACUUACUACAACCCACGUGAAGCUUACGAGACCUUCCGUGAGAGAGAAGAAGUUAAGGAGCUGGAGAAGAAGUUGAAUGAUUCCAUCCAGAAAGUUAAAGAUUACCUCCAGGAGGUUAAUGACACCCUGAGAGACAUCGUCAGCAGGAUGGACUUCACCACUGUGGACUCCACCAUCCAGAGCUUCAAGUCUUUGAGAGAGGUACAAAGGUUCCAGAGGAAACUGAGAGAGGCUAUUGACAGGUACUCUGAGGUGUUCAACACCAAGUAUGAUGAGGCAUUGGAGAAGAUCAAUGAAAUUGUUGAUGAGAUUAUCUUGAUCUCCAAGGAUCCUGAAAAUCCCAUCAAUGCCCUCCUCUUGGAAUGUCUGGACAUGACCAUGAAUGACGUUGCCACUAAGAGCUACGACUUAACCCUCGAGUACGGCAACAUUGCCUACGAAAGAUCUCUGAUGUAUGGUCGCUUGGCAAAGAAUUUCACUCUGUAUUCUGCUGAGUGGGCACUCAAUAACACCAAGAACAUCACCGAAUGGGCCAUCUAUGAAGUCGGUAACUACACCAUCCUUGUUUACAAUAAGACCGUCAAUUUCUCAAAGUGUGCUCUGGAGUAUGCUCUCAACUACACAGACACAAUUAAGAAUGUCUCAUUGAUUGUCCUCGAUUAUGCCAACUACUACAAAGAUUGGGCUGUCAACCAGACUGAGCUGAUUGUUGACAUCUCUAGACCAUAUGUCAUCUGGAUGAUUGAAUACAGCGAGCCGUACAGAGUCAAUGCGAUGGCAUAUGCUAAACAACUUGUCAAAGACACUACCAAGAAGAUGGUCAUUGUCUUCAAGAGGACCGUUGAGCUGGGCAAGUCCACAAUUAAGUAUGCCAAGAAGGGUUACAGAAUGGGAAAGCAGUAUGCCACUGACAUCUCUGUCAGAAUAGUGGAGAUCAGCAAGGAUCCUGAGCAUUUUGUCAACAGGGUUUUGAUGGAGCGCUUCACUGACAGAACCCUCUAUGAAGUUGCCGAAGAUGGUUACAACCGCAUCUCCAGUUUCACUGAUGAGUGGUACAGGAAGGCCGAACAGAUGUACCUUGAUUACUACUACAGGAUUGAGGAGCUGUACCGCACCUACUACUACAGAGUUGAAGAGCUGUACCAAGAUUAUUACCUUAAGUUGGAAGAGUUUGUCCUGGAGACUAUGACCAAACUGGAAACAUUCAGUAUGGAAGAGGACCACUUGCUUAAUACCUAUAUGCGCCAGUACUUUGACAAGAACCUGUAUGAGGUCUACCUGUUGGCUAACGAGCAGUGGACUUCCCUCAGAAGUGAAGCUGAGGUAAUGAAAACAGAGUUCAUGCAGUGGCUCAAAAGAGUUCGCACACAGCCUCUGCAAGUCACCAAGGAUGAGAUCAAGCUUUACUUGCAAGGUAAAUAUGAGAAAGCCCAGGAACUGGUUGAGGAGUUCCUAGCACGUGAGGAUGUCGCCCAGGUUUUGGAGAAGGUCAGGGCAUCGUUAAGGUGGAUGAACCAGACCCGCUUCCAGCCCCUAGAGCAGACGGUUGAGGAGGUGAAGCUGAUCGUGGAAGAGACCCGUGAUAUGGCCCUUGACUUCAUCGAGGAACUCAAGCAGAGGGAGGAGUACACCAAGCUUGUACAGAUGUUCAAUGACUUCUUGGCCCGAGAAGAUGUCAGCAAGACCAUUGAUGUUAUCAAACAGGUGCUGCAGUGGGCCAACCAAACCCGCUUCCAGCCCCUGGAGGAAACGAUUGAGCAGAUCCGGUUUGUCUUGGAAGAGAACUACUACAUCAUCCAAGAUAUGAUCCUGACCUUCCCUGUCGAAUCUAACGUCAGGAAGAUGGUUGAAAUCGCCAAGAUCUGGGCCAACGAGACUGAAGUCUUCCUCAACAAGACCUACAAUGUCACCAUGGAGACCUACUACCUUGUGAAGGAUCUUGCCGAGGAGAAGUACCUGCUUGUCAAGGAGAUUGCCGAGGAGAAGUACCUGCUUGUCAAAGAAUACACUCUUGAGCAGUGGCGUUACUUGAAGGAGGAGACUCCAUACGUUGAGAAGGCCAAGGAGCUUAUUGAGAAGACAAGGGUGUAUGUAGAGGACAAGAUCGACUUCACCAAAGAAUAUGCUGUCCUUGUUAGGGAUUUGACCGUUAGCACCACCAAGGAUGUUAUCACCUAUGUCAAUGGCACCAUGGCAGGAUGGGCCAUCCGUUAUUAUGAGCUUGACCAGCUGCCUUUCCGUGCCUUUGAUCGCUACGUCACAUUUGUCUAUGGCACCAAAGACACCAUCACCUAUAUUGUGCGUGUUGCCAUUGAUGAAAUCCCUUACAUCAUCGACAAUGGCCUGCUCAUCAUCGACAAUGGUUUGAACACCGUAGGGCGAGUGGGCGAGCACAGCUACGCCAUGAACAUCAGCCACCCUCUGUCCUGGGCCAGCUUCCGCGAGACACCUGACCUGACCGAGGAGCAAUGGCGCAUUGUCAUUCAGACCAAAGACAUGAUCGAAGAGAACAUCAUUGAGCCAUCCAUCACCAAGAUCAAGGAGUGGCUUCAGAUCGCCAACGAGACACAGAGGGAGAUCCGUACUUACAUCAAGGAGGUAUACGACACCAACAAGCCAAUCGUUGAGGGGCGUCUGGAAGAGCUGAAACAGAAGAUCCUUGAGCUGAAGCAGAACAUCAGCGAGGAGUACAAGAAGCUGCCGACCCUUGAGCAACUGAGGAACUUUGAUCAGCUGGCUGAGAAGUACCCCAUCCUCUUGGAGAUCAAGGCCAAUCUGACUGACCUGAAGGAAAAGAUCCAGGACAAGAUCCCCACUGUUGAAGAGCUGAAGGACAAGUGGACCGAGCUGAAGCAGACAGUCAAAGACUACAUCCCCACCAUGGAAGAGAUCGAAGGCAACUGGACCAUCCUGAGACAGAAUAUUGAGGGUAACUGGACGAUGUUGAGAGGCAACCUCGAGGAGAAGUGGAUCCUGUGGUCAGACUACAUCCAGGGCAACUACACCCUGCUGAAGGACACCAUCACAGAGAGGUACCCGAUCUGGAAGGAGAACACCAUUGAGUUCCUGAGGAAUGUCACUAAUAAGAUGGAAGAGAUCUAUCAGCUUGUCCUGACGGAAUACCCCAAUGCUCGCGAGCAUGCCGUGCGUUUCAUUGAGUUCAUCAAGAACAAGACCCUGGAGAUCCGUGACGAACUCGAGACCAGACUUCCCAUCCUCUAUGAGAAGACCAAGGAGCUUGCCCAGGAGUACUACGACUUUGUCCAAGAGCAGUACCCAGUCUACCUGGAGAAGACCAAAGUGACCGCCCAGGAAUGGAUCGACUACAUCCGGGAGCAGUACCCCAUCUACAUGGAAAGGGCCAACGAGUUGGUCCAGGAAUGGAUCGACUACGUUGAGGAGCGUUACCCAACCUACGUGCAGAAGCUGAGAGAUUGGGCUGAGGAGAUCCGCAACAUGAUUGAGGCUGAGUAUCCCCAGUACCGCGAGAAGAUUGAGCAAGGCAUCGAGAAGAUAAAGGAAUUCUUUGAGUACCUGAAGACCCUUCCCAGGAUGAUCCCAACUGACCAGAUCUUGGCGCUGCGCUACUACCGGCCAUUCAGCUCUGAGUCGACUGCUAUGGUGUUUGAUGAUCUCCACAUCCUGACCUUUGACAGCCACCUCUAUGAGCACCCUGGCUACGUUGAUCCCGAGUGCACGUACGUCAUGGCCACCGACUACAUUGACAACAACUUCACUUUGUUCAGCAACCAGUACAACAUGUUCCUGGCUCUGAAGGGAGUGCACAUGAAGAUCAGCAGAGGCAACGAAGUCUUCUUCAAUGGCGAGGAAAUUCCCAAGAACAUCCCCUUCCAGUCAGCUGACAAGAGUGUGACGAUUGUCCACGAUGGCCCAUGGGUGAAUGUCACCUCCACCUAUGGCAUCAAGCUCUUCUGCAACUCUGAGCGCUUCCUGUGCACCAUCUCCCUCAGCUCCUGGUACCAUGGCAAGACACGGGGUCUCCUGGGCAACCUGGACCGUGAGGCAAGGACCGAUCGCAUCAAGCCCAACGGAGAGAACGCAACCAGCCUGAUCGACUUCAUCAACGCGUACGAGACCACCGACCGUCCGCAGUGCCAGAUCACUCGCUACAACCACCCAGCCAGUGACAUCCUCGGCUGCAACGAGGAGAAUCGCAACAUCCUGAAGGCUCAGUGUGCUGAGUAUUUCAGUGAGGACAACUCUCCAUUGCAGGCAGCUUUUGAGAUGCUCAGCCCAACUGAAUGGAAGCAAGAGUGCAUCAGCCACGCUGAGGAGUGCAGAGAUAUCUGUGCACUUACCUUCGGUUAUGUUGAGCUUGCUCGCUCCAAGAACAUCGGCAUCAUUGAUCCUUGUGAACAAUGCGUUGAUCGCCCAAGGGAUUCCAUAUGGAUUGAAAGCAAGGUUGUCUACGGUGCUGACAUCAUCUUCACCAUCUCCGAGAACGAGCGCUUCCGAGGCCCAGAGAUGAUGCGCAAUCUGAAGAGCCUGGCCAACAAGCUGGAGAAGACCCUCAGCAAAUCUCCGCUGACCGAUAACCGCUAUGGACUGGCAGCCUUCGGCGGUAUUGAUGUCCACGAGGGGGCUCACUCACACUCCAUCCACGGCCAACUCAUCAACAGGGCUAAUCGCAUGUCAGAAGGCCUGGACAGCCUGGAGUUCAAUGGUACCUACCCAACUGAUGCCUUUGAUGCCGUCAAGUUGGCCUCGGACUACAAGUUCCGUCCAGGUGCUGCUAAGGUUAUCAUCCUCAUCGUUGAGAGUGAGCGUCAGUACGAGAACUCCCGCUACAACUUGACCGAAAUCCAAAGGUACUUGACUUCCCGCGGCAUCGUGUUGUACGUCGUCUCCGACUACGAGUCCCUCCAGAAGAAGUCCUACUCUGGGGCACCGGUGGGCAUCCAGUAUGAUAACACCAUCAUCUCAGCCAAGAAGGAUGCCAAGGAUUCCAAGAUCACCAAGUUCCUGGAUAUCCCAACUGGAAACUACGCCAAGCUGGCCAUUGCCACACGCGGCUCCAUCUUCCGAUUGGACAUGUUGAGGGCUGGCAGUGAGGACCUGCUAACGAUGCUGCCUAAGACCGUACGCAACGAUGCCGUCCCCAUCAUGGCCGGUGAGGUGCAGCGACAGUGCACGUGCGUCAUCAACCCGUACGGACUCGCAACCAUCGAGUGCCAGAACCUCUGGAUCUAAGCCUUAACCUUAAAUAAAACUUUCAAAUACCCAAACGACCUCUGACUUCUAACAAACGAUUAACUUAAAAUGAAGGUUUUUAAGUGAAGAUAAGGUGCUGCAUAUUAGUAGGAACAAAACAGGUCGUAUCGAUUUUCACAUAUUUGUUAUACAAAGAUGUGGACGAUGAGUUGUUAACAUGGACGAAUGAACUGUAAAAAAGUAUAAGAGAAAAGCCUUCGUUUUGACGAUUUGGAUUGGUGUAAACUUGUUAAGUAAAAAAUUUCUUCAACAUCUUUCAGAAAAAAAACUGUCUUGAUUUGGUGAUUUGAGUGUUAAUUUAAUGCAAGUAUUUAAGUUGUGUGGUAUGUUAUCUUAAUGCUGUUUCUUUUAGGCAAGGUAUUACCUCUAUUCUUUAACAUUUUUACUUUGUAGCUCAGAAAGAACUUAAACCACAUCUAGUGAUCUCGGAAGGUGUUCAAAAUCCAUUUAACGUUGCACUUUUUACAUACAUAGUCAAAGCACAGUACUUUAUAUCCGCUAGUAGUUAGAAAACUAUCCCAAAAAUUCGAGUUUCAAUCUUGUAGACUAUAGACACUGAUUUCAAAAUAAGAUCUCCGUUUUUCUCUAUGUUCUUGGAUUACCUUGCCUUACAAAUUGACUAUCAAUGCAAUUAGAAGUUAUGACGAACUAAAGGGGAAUUGUGAAGGGAAUUAAAGAACACGGGUUUUAAUAAAUGUUUUCUUGCAAGCAUUAAUUUGACUAAUACCCUUUUCGCUAGUUUCUUUUGUACUUUUGUGGCUUAUGUUAUUUAAGUUAAAGACGUAAAAAAAGGUAAUUUCAUAUCAAUAAAAGUUUCUUUCCUUGCAAGCUAAAA
Patiria miniata (bat star) is the source of this 16109-nucleotide messenger RNA. RefSeq lists its product as uncharacterized. Gene Ontology annotation, biological process: lipid transport. The transcript is spliced from 31 exons. The record is from RefSeq and is a predicted model, not a curated record. Lineage: Eukaryota; Metazoa; Echinodermata; Asteroidea; Valvatida; Asterinidae. Bases 95 to 15253 code for a protein of 5052 amino acids. Gene Ontology annotation, molecular function: lipid carrier activity.